GUCUGGUCAUCAUAAUAAUCUUGUAGUGGGAAGUAGGAUGAGGGGUUGAGAAAAAAAGGAUGAGAAGUGCAUAGCGUCAUCGUCGCCCCACCAUCUCCGGCCAGCUUUCUCUCUAUUAUUUCAACGCCCCUCCCCUCAUCUGGCUCUUGGUUCUGUCCUCUUCUCUCCAAACUCUCUCUUCUCUUUCUCUCCAUCGCUUCUUUCGCCUCUACAUCCUACUUUGAAUCUUCUUGAUUGACCGCAAUCAUUGCUAUCAUCAUCCACCAUGUCUUCCUCUCUUGAUCAGCUCAAGGCCAGCGGCACUGUUGUCGUCUGCGACUCUGGUGACUUCGCCACCAUCGGCAAGUACAAGCCUCAGGAUGCCACCACCAACCCCUCCCUCAUCCUGGCCGCUUCCAAGAAGCCCGAAUACGCCAGCCUGAUUGAGGCCGCCGUCGAGAAGGGCAAGAAGGAGGGCAAAACCCUCGACGAACAAGUCGACGCCACCCUGGAUAACCUCCUCGUCCAGUUCGGCAAGGAGAUCCUGAAGAUCAUCCCCGGCAAGGUCUCCACCGAGGUCGACGCCCGCUUCUCCUUCGACACCCAGGCCUCCAUCGACAAGGCCCUGCACAUCAUCGACCUCUACAAGCAGAUCGGCAUCCCCAAGGAGCGCAUCCUCAUCAAGAUCGCCUCCACCUGGGAGGGCAUCAAGGCCGCCCACGUCCUGCAGUCCAAGCACGGCGUCAACUGCAACCUGACCCUCAUGUUCUCCCUCGUCCAGGCCAUCGCCGGCGCCGAGGCCGGUGCCUACCUCAUCUCGCCCUUCGUCGGCCGUAUCCUCGACUGGUACAAGGCUGCCCACAAGCGUGACUACUCCCCCGAGGAGGAUCCCGGUGUCAAGUCCGUUGAGAGCAUCUACAACUACUACAAGAAGCACGGCUACAACACUAUCGUCAUGGGUGCUUCGUUCCGUAACACGGGCGAGAUCACCGAGUUGGCCGGCUGUGACUAUCUGACCAUUUCGCCCAACCUCCUCGAGGACCUCUACAACUCCACCGCCCCCGUCCCCAAGAAGCUCGACGCCGCCCAGGCCGCCGCCCAGGAUAUCCCCAAGCGCAGCUACCUGCACGACGAGGCGACCUUCCGCUUCGACUUCAACGAGGAGGCCAUGGCCGUGGAGAAGCUGCGCGAGGGUAUCUCCAAGUUUGCCGCUGAUGCGGUGACUCUGAAGAAUAUCCUUAAGCAGAAGAUCCAGGCAUAAUUCUUUCGUUUCUUGCCUUUGAAUCUUUGAUUUUCAUCCCUUCUUUGUUACCCUACAUGUUUGAUGCCCUGAUGUGUAAAAAUUUCGUUGUUGUCUUGUCCUAAAUUGGGAUGAUAGUAGAUACGAAUUACGAAUUAUUUGUGUCGUUCUUUUCAUACUUGUAAUUAUUGGUGGUUGGUGUUGCCUGGGCAGUAGGUGUAAACUAUCAGAGAUGAUAUGAUGUGUUGUGUUUGUCUGUCAUUCUGUCAUGGAAUAAUAACUGUUUACACUGGUAUGCUAUGCUAUGCUCUGCUCUACUAGUCAUCUUCACUCUACUAUUAUCUUCUACUUGACUAUAA
This is a messenger RNA of Aspergillus candidus, 1578 nucleotides long. Its product is annotated as sedoheptulose-7-phosphate:D-glyceraldehyde-3-phosphate transaldolase TAL1. The coding region runs from base 266 to 1240 and encodes 324 amino acids. Gene Ontology annotation, cellular component: cytoplasm; intracellular anatomical structure. Gene Ontology annotation, biological process: carbohydrate metabolic process; pentose-phosphate shunt; pentose-phosphate shunt, non-oxidative branch. The record is from RefSeq and is a predicted model, not a curated record. Gene Ontology annotation, molecular function: transaldolase activity. The transcript is spliced from 4 exons. Lineage: Eukaryota; Fungi; Ascomycota; Eurotiomycetes; Eurotiales; Aspergillaceae.